AUGAAUAAUUUAAGGAAAGGGAUUUUUUUCUGCUUUUUUAAAAGUGAAAAAUGUAUUUCCUGUUGUGAAAAAAGGAGCAGAGCGAAUGUGCAGCUUGUGGGGAGGAAGGUGGGGGGUGACAUCAACAGGGAGCGCGUUCGAGAAUUUGCGAAAGGUAGGGGAGAAGAGGCAGUGACGAAGUUAAGCAGGUCAAGCAAACCGCGGUCACCGAAUGCGCUUGGAACCCCCGGGGAAGUGACAUGGAGGGGGGCAGCACACUUCUCCAGCGUUGGUGAAACGGAAGCCAGCGAACCCGGUGUAGGGGUCUAUCAGCAGGGGGAAAGCGCAGAUGGAGGUGCGAUAGAGGAUGUGGAGGAGGGCCAGCGUGACAGUCAAGACGACGAUCAGGACGACGUCGACCGCGACGACGUUGACCGGGACAACGUUGAGCAGUACGCCAAGUCAUUCUACGAAAUCUACGACGACCACGGGGACACACAGGACUGCCCUCAUGAACUCCGCAGGUUCAUCAGAAAGGAACACAUGGAAGUGAAGAUAAAAAUUAAAUGCUCCAGUCCGAGGAACCUGAACAAGCUAGAUGUUCAGAACGUCAUCGGUGAGAUGUUCUUGGGUGGUGACGCAACCGACUCGGGUAAUGAUGUGACCAACUCGGGUAGUGACGCGACCGACUCGGGGGAGGAAACGCACCAAGACAACGCAGAAAUCUACUACCUCAAUUCAAAUUUCAAAAAUUUCAACUACCCAGACAGAAACGUGUUGUGGCCCAACCCGCUAAUAUACAACCACCGACUGCAGCCAUUCCUCCUGGAAAGGAGGAAAGACGAAGAUAGUAACACCUUUGACAUGAACAAAAAGUGUAUCGAAGUAAAUAAAAGGAGGCUGCAGAAUUUGUGGUGCUACAGCUCCAGUUACGGAAUAGACUGGAACACCCUGGAUGCUCUUUUUUUAAAAUUCAAAUGUCAGAAGGAGGAACAUUUGAGCAAGUGGGAAGAAAAUAAAAACAGCAUCAUGAUCUAUGCGUCGACAGUCGCCAAGAGGAAGUUAAUAAAGAGCCGAAAAAAGUUGCUAGACAAUCUGGGCAUCGAUUACUCCAAUAACGUUUAUGCCAAUUAUGAGGACACGGGGGAGGUGCAAGAAACGUUUAUGGAAGAUGACCAGGACGUCGAAUAUAAUUUGUUGUUUCCCCGAUCCGUCUUCCGCAAGUGGACUCGCACCCUGUACUUUUACUGGAAGGACCGGUACAUGCACUACUACGAAGACACCCUAUGCGAUUACCUGAAGGGGGAAAUUGUAGACUUGCAACUACUGCGGGAACAGAAUGAGCGGAACCUGCAUUUGUCUGGGAAGAAAAUGAUGACAGAGCACUCGUUCAGCUUAAGGCCAGUCAAGGGGUCCAAUUUGUAUGUUACGAGAUAUGUACCCAAGGAAAAACGACGGGUUAGAACAAAUGCCGACCAAUUUGACUUAACAGGCGUCGGAGAGAAUAUAUAUAACACCUCCCAGAAGGAGAAAUAA
Messenger RNA from Plasmodium coatneyi, 1515 nucleotides. RefSeq lists its product as uncharacterized. The record is from RefSeq and is a predicted model, not a curated record. The transcript has 3 exons. NCBI's taxonomy places the organism in Eukaryota, Apicomplexa, Aconoidasida, Haemosporida, Plasmodiidae. The coding region runs from base 1 to 1515 and encodes 504 amino acids.